AUGCAUCCAGUCCUAAAGGCCUUCGUGUGUGGCUCCAUCAGUGGCACUUGCUCCACACUCCUCUUCCAACCCCUUGACCUGCUGAAAACCCGCCUGCAAACUCUGCAGCCUGCUGUGAAUGGGCCCAGUCGUGCUGGGAUGGUAACACUGCUCUUUAGGGUUGUUCGUACUGAGAGUCUUCUGGGGCUCUGGAAAGGUGUUUCUCCAUCCUUUGCAAGAUGUAUUCCAGGGGUUGGGAUUUACUUCAGCACUUUGUACAUGAUGAAGCAAAAGUUUCUAGUGGACCGUUCACCCACAGCCCUGGAGUCUGUCUUUCUGGGUGCCACUGCACGUGCAGUAUCAGGGAUUUGCAUGUUGCCAGUGACUGUAGUGAAGACCCGAUAUGAGAGUGGAAGAUUUGACUAUGGGAGUGUGUACGGAGCUCUGAAGAAUAUCUAUCAGACAGAAGGAGCUCGCGGCAUGUUCAGUGGGCUCACUGCAACGCUGCUGCGGGAUGCACCCUUCUCUGGGAUCUACCUGAUGUUCUACACACAGACCAAAAACUUCACAGCUCAGGACCAGCUGGAUCCAGUGCUCAUGCCCUUGCUGAAUUUUGGCUGUGGGAUCUUUGCAGGAAUCUUGGCCUCACUGGCGACACAGCCUGCUGAUGUCAUCAAAACACACAUGCAGCUGUCCCCCCAAAAGUACCACAGGACGAUCCAGGCCAUUGCCUUCAUCUACAAGGACUUCGGGUUGGUCGGCUUUUUCCGAGGUGGUGUGCCCCGUGCCCUCAGGCGGACUCUGAUGGCAGCAAUGGCAUGGACGGUGUAUGAACAGAUGAUGGAAAAAAUGGGCUUGAAAUCUUGA
Molecule: messenger RNA, 846 nt
Organism: Tauraco erythrolophus (red-crested turaco)
Lineage: Eukaryota; Metazoa; Chordata; Aves; Musophagiformes; Musophagidae
Source: RefSeq, a predicted model, not a curated record